GCCCAAAUGGGCGGAGUCGUUGUCACGUGCCACGGACCAUGCGUUUUACUUUCGUUUACCAUAAGUUCUGUCUUACCUGUGUGUCGGUUGGUUCCAGUCCAUUUAAAAUCAUGAAUACACCUCUCUGCAUUGUUGGCUUCGUCUUUUUAGGUCUCCUGAGCUCUUCAGCGACUAAAGAAACCCCACCACUAGUUCAGGUGUAUAGUCGGACACAAGGAGACUUGGGAAAACCAAACAUCCUCCUCUGCCAUGCGAGCAACUUCUACCCACCGGUGAUCAAACUCGACCUGCUGAAGGAUACCGAGGUGAUGCUGGAGGCUAAUCAGACGGAGAUGGCCUUUGAGGACAACUGGGACUACUACAUGACCAAACAUGCUCUCUUCACUCCGCAAAAAGGAGAGGAAAGCUGAUACCUAAUUUAUUUGCACUCCCUUGUUUCGGUUGAAGGCACGUCAUCGUUGGCAGAGUUGUGUGGCAUCCACUCGCUGUGGUGGUUUUCAUCAUCGCCAGGAAAAGGUUGUCAACGUGCCUGUACCUCAGGCUUGGGCGUUGCCAGACCAACAGACUCCAUUUAUGAAUUUAAAUGAACACAAAACAAAAACCAGUGGGUUAUGUUCACAAAAUCCACUGCCAAAACUAUAAAACACUUCGUUUUCACUCCCUGACCAUCUUUACAAUCAGAAAUAAUAUAAAAUGCGUUAAUUUGUAGCUCAGACUGUCAUACAAGUUUAAUAUACUGUACAGUAGUGAUGCCGGUAACUCGUUACUUUAGUCUAAUAUGACCAGGUUUUGCUGUAACAAGUAAUCUGUUUACAUCUGUUUACAAACCAGUAAUCAGAUUAAAGUCACUGUGCAUUAUUAUUUUUGUCAUUUUCCUUCUCAAAAAGAUAUAUUUACCUUCUUCUUGCAUUUUGGGAGUGACAGCAUACAUGCGACAAGUCACGUUUUUAGCACGAGGACAACUCACGUGUAAAGCGCUGAUCAGACCCAGGGACCAAUUUACCUUAAGGCAAACAGGAAGUUGCGAUUCUAAGGGACCCUAAUUGUCUCAUGAAAACGACAAUUACAGUUUUUUUCUAUUUGAAACAAUUAUUUUUGGGUUGUGCCGUUUAGGCGAUUUUUGUGAAUAAGUACAUGAUCGGCCAUUGCAGAUUAACGUCUUUUUAUGCGGAUCACAAACGCUGAUUCUCUCCGGUUGACAAGCUAGCAGCUCAUUGUAUAUCUCCAUACACAGUGUGGAGCUGCUGACCUAUAAAAAUCACCUCCAUUACGGCACUUAAACUUCAUUUUUUUGUAUCUUAAGUAUCAUUAUCAAAUAUUAUCACUGGAGGACGAGCCUCAACAUGUUACACGUUGAGAGAAGCUAUCUCGAAACAACACCAAUAAAGAAGUGCUUAGUAAAGUUUAAGAAGUGUUGAUGGAACUGCGUUACAGCAGAAAGUAAACAGUUGUUAACUGGAAACUAAUAAGUAUAUUAAUAAGAGUCUAGGUAGAUUAUCAUUUUACAACAACUGCAGGUGUGUCAGCAUUGUCUCAGUCAGAUCACUACACUGUAAACUGGUGGCGUCCACACCCAAGCUAAUAUCACUAUAUGAUCGCUAGUGAUCCGAUCAGUCUUUUUUUCAUCUUUUCUCAUAAUUUUUUUGUUGCUUUUGUUAAGGUUAAUAAACUGAGGGAAUAAUUCCCUGGACACAGAAGUACUUUGAGGUUAAUACCUAAUGGUUGAAUGAGUAGCAGAUGGUAGUUUUUGCUUUUCUUUAGUUAUUGUGUACUAUUGACUUUAUUUUGCUUGAACAGUUUUGUGUAGUAGAAGAGAAUAGGGAACUAUUUUAAAUAUUGUGUUGAUAUUAUUAAACUGUCAAUAGAAGUUACCAUAAAUAAAUGGAAAAAUGUACAGUUAAUACAUGUGAUCGGCAUUGGUAUCGGCUGAUCUCACUCUCAUGGAUGAUUGGAAUCGGCAGUAUAAAACCUUGAAGAUCCUUAAAUUAUUUAUAUAUUUUGUCAUAAUUUGUACGGUUAAAAUACACCAACAAUAAUUAACCAGUCAUGAUUGUUUUGAAAUAUCCCCCUCCCUGCUCACACAGUGGACCAUUUCACACAACUGGCAUGUUUAGUGGGACCAAAACAGAAUUUGUUGGUGCAGUUUUGGGAUUUAAAAAAAAAUUGUAUUAUUGAAAAUGAAACGGAUUUACUUAAGCAGAGUGAAGAAUAUGGGAAGGCGAAAAGAAAACCAUCAGUUUUCAUUUAAACUACUGAAGGUAUCAACCUUUUCCUCAGUGACAGUAAAUGUAUGUGAUCUACUCUGUAGGAAGCAGAAGUGACGCGUUUCAUCACAAAUAUGGUAAACCAUAUUUAAAACUGAUUAUUAAUUUUGACUUGACUAAUAAAGUGGGGAUAGGUUGAUUGGCAACACUACAUUGGCCCUAGCGUGUGAAUGUUGCUUUUUAAAUAAGUAAUUCAUUAUCAGAUUACUUUUUCAAAGAAACUGGCAAUAUUGCUGUACAGUACUACGGUAUAAAGAGAAGUGCAUAUUAAAAUAAAUUGAAACUACUCUACUUUUGGUUACUUUGUACCCAAUAAAGUUUUAGUAUCAUCUAUCAACUUAAUAUGACAUGCCGAGUGUUUGUAAAUGUUUGACAACACUGUAUAUGCUAAAAAAAAAAGAACUGAUUAAAAGGCUGUAAGCUAGUCCACUGAGGCACACAAUAUCUUGGGCCUUUUGAUUCACGUUAGUAAUCAAUAAAUACAUGUACAGUAUGUUGUCAUAAUUUCACAUUUUAAAUGUAGGCUAGAGAUAGGUUGAUUGGCAACACUAAAUUGGCCCUAGUGUGUGAAUGUGAGUGUGAUUGUUGUCUGUCUAUCUGUGUUGGCCCUGUGAUGAGGUGGCGACUUGUCCAGGGUUUACCCCGCCUUCCGCCCGAAUGUAGCUGAGAUAGGCUCCAGCACCCCCGCGACCCCAGGACAAGGGGUAGAAAAUGGAUAGAUGGAUGGACACCCUGCCAUUAGGUCAAGCAAUGUCAAGUGCAUGUAAUGGUGCCCCCUGCUGGCCAUUCCAAAUUGUGUAUGAGAGCUACUUUGACAAAAAAAAUAAAAGAGUAAUGAGCUAUUUGUGUUUUAUUCAUAUGAGUGGCAACAUUGAAAUUGUAAGCAGAUCUCCACUCAAUCAGUGUGGUCCUGCUCUUUUGGCUUUUUAGUUUAGUCGCCACAUCAUGCUUCAAAUAUUGUAGCGUCACAACAUGGCAGUUUUUUUCAAGCAUAUUCUACGAUUAUUUGGUACCAACUUAAGCAUUCUCAAGCAUAACAAUGGCUGAAUAAACUAAACAUAUAAAUAUUAGUAGUAUUGGCCACUGGUGGAGACCAAACUAAUCAGAGCGUGCUGUUCAGUAUGGUGGCCACUGAUUGGCUCAGCCUCAGACUAUAUGGGAUAAUAAAAAGGGUGUAAAGGUGACUAAAGGGUGUUAUUUUAUGUCUAGAUGACUGUUGAAAUGUUAAAAAACAUAUUUAUUUGACUUAUCAUUAAUGAUUCCUACUUCGCGCAACUUUCAUUUAUCACAGCCAUGUCCGGAACCAAUUUACGGCGAUAAAUGAAGGACCACUGUAUUAUAAUUUGUCAUAUAAUUGAAGCACUAAUGAAGUGUUUCUUAACCAUAUGGCCGGGGGGCCCACUCUUGCACUGAGAACGCGUGGGACGGUGUGGCUCGGUUGGGAGAGCGGCCGUGCCAGCAACCUGAGGGUUCCUGGUUUGAUUCCCCCGGCUUCAUUCAUCCUAGUCCCUGGGCAAGACACUUCACCCUUGCUCCUGAUGGGUUGUGGUUGUGUUUAGGGCCUUGCAUGACAGCUCCCGCCAUCAGUGUGUGAAUGUGGAAAUAGUGUCAAAGCGCUUUGAAUACUUUGAAGUAGGGCUGGGCGAUAUAUCGAAUAUACUCGAUAUAUCGCGGGUUUGUUUCUGUGCAAUAUAGAAAACGACUAUAUCGUGACAUUCGAGUGUAAGUUCUCACGCAGUUGCUUUUAGCUUUACACUACAGGCGUUUCUCACUCUAUCUGGUCUCCCGUUCUCACAGAGACAUAAAACAAGCGCACCUUCUUACAUACGUGUCAUACGCCCUCACGGAGCAGAGAGGUAGCGGAAUGGGUAACAUUAGCUGUGGUGUGAGUGGUAAUACGAGAAAGAAGGUGCGAAUCUGGCAACAAAAUGGAGGAAGAAUUAACUCCCAAGAAAAACAGCAGGGGUUCCAUCGUCUGGCGGUGGUUUGGCUUCAAGCGGAAAGAUGUUGAACAGACAACCGUAAUAUGUCAAGUAAAAGCAUUGCUACAAAAAGUAGCAUUACUGCUAAUUCGUAGCAUCAUUUGAAAAGUCACCCGCUAGAGAAUGAAGAGUGCUUGAAACUCCGCAUGUCAACAUCUCCGGCCGGUGCCACACCCACAAAAUGCCCAAGCAACCUGCACAUCAACACCAUUUCCACAUCAACACCGUAUGAAAAAAAUAGUCAACAACAGAAGGAGAUAACGUACGCAGUAACCUACCACAUAGUGAAGCACAUACACUAUUUGGUUUCCUAUUAUACAGCUAAUUUUUAUUUGACAGUUAUUGAAAUAUCUUGUGUGACAUCAUGCACAGAGGUGCACUUUAUUUGUUUUAAACUAUUGUAGUGGCGUUCUGUACAAAAAGUGCACUUUAAUUUAGUCUUGUUUUGUUAUGUCAUCUUAGUGACAUCAUGCACAAAAGUGCACUAAUAGCUUGUUUUAAAAUGUCUCUGACAAUCUUGCACUUUCUGUUUUGAAAUGACAUGAAUGUUUGUGCCACUGCUUAAUAACUGUUUAAUAAAUACAGUUUUGGUAAAUUGACUUAGUUGUGAUUUCCCUCUCUGCAUGGAAGUUUACAAUUAGCAUAUUUUAACGCAGUAUGAAGAAGAAUGUUUUAAUGUAGACACAUAGAACUAUCAUACUGCUGUGAUUUUAUGCAUCAAGUGUUCAUUCAAGGCUAAGGCAAAAAUAUUGAGAUAUAUAUCGUGUAUCGUGACAUGGCCUAAAAAUAUUGAGAUAUUAAUAAAAGUCCAUAUCGCCCAGCCCUACAUUGAAGGUAGAAAAGCGCUAUACCAGUAUAACCCAUUUACCAUUUACUUAGAGGGCCGCCAAAAAAUAUCUGUUUCUCAGCUGUGGUCCGUAUGGGCCGAAGCGGUAUGCCGUUGUAAUACACUUUUCCACCACUUGUGGCAGUAAUGACAACGUGAAACAAACAAGAAAUCUGGAGCUAAAGUCUUAGAGAAGUUUCUUAAGCGCAAAAAAUUAUGACUAAAGUGGUGAAAUUGUAUAUUCAUUCGCGCGUUAAUUUUAUUGACAGUUUAGUUAAGAAACAUAUUCAUUUCGAAUUUUGUAUAUUUAUUUUAGCACAACAUAAUUGUGUGUAAAUUUGUUUUUGUCAGUUAUUUAUGAGUCCCCUACUAUGCUUAUGUUUUUAAUCAGCCUGACUUAGGCCUAAGGUCUAUGUGUUAAAUAAAUAUUAAUCGUGGUUACAUAUCAUUUGACAGUGUUGUAAACUGUAAGUAGGUUAGAUAUAAUUCCAUCCAUCCAUCCAUUUUCUACCGCUAGUCCCUUUUGAGGUCGCGGAGGUGCUAGAGCCUAUCCCAGCUGCACUCGUAAUUUUAUAUAAAUUAAAUUCAAGAGUAAGAUGACUAAUUCAAUGUUAAUAUUUGAGUGGGUACCGGCACCCUGUGUAGUGGAAAAGUUGGGCCCCGAGGUCAAAAAGAUUAAGAACCCCUGCACUAAUGAACAUGAAUAAAAAACACUAAAAGUUGUAGCAAAUAUUCCCCUUUGUAAAUAAUUUAAGAAUGUCAACAGAAAAAAUACCCUGAUAUCUAAUCCACAACUGCAUUUUAUUCAUGUAAACACAUUUGAAGGCUAUGUUGGUCUGGAGUGAACUAUAUAUCGUUGUAGAUGAUUGCAUUUGACUUGUUUUUUCUUGCUGCUGCUAUAUAAUUGUGAUAUGUUGGGCGACGUGACUCUACAAGACUCAGGGUCUUCCAAACCUUUCCUGCACAUUUGUAUUGCUGUACAAUAAAUAUUAAUAGUUGUUUAGUGUUUGUGUGCGUGUGCAAAUACAUAGAUACAAAUUCAUAUGUAAAAAUAAAUUCACACGAGAGCAGAAAAAUAUCGAUCAUAUCAGUUUAGUAUCGAUCUGAUGCUGAUAUCACCAUUGGUUUGGUAUUGUUGUUAUCAGGAUGGACGCCCACCUAGUCCCGCCCCUUACAGCUAUGACUUCCCUAAAUGGCAAUGUGUCCGGUAAAAUGUUUUUACAAUGUUUAACGCGUAUUUUUCGCCAUUUAAAAGCCAUUUAACACAUUUCUAAUGGGUUAAUAAGAUGAUUUCAAAUAUUACAAUACAACUGCUUUUGCUAAAUCGCUAGCUAUGAAAAUCUUGAUUUUAAGCCUCAAGUUGCUUUUAAAAAGAGUUGCUUUUAAAAAGCGUGACGUCACUGUGUAAUUAAUACACAUUGUAUAUGCAGCCAUAAAAGUUUCUUUUUAGCUUAAAUAUUUGUUUUUGAGCGUCAAAACUUUGUUUACAGUGGAUGACGCGGUUAAAUAGAUGUUUGACGUAGAUAUGAGUCAAACUUUUUUCAUCGUUUCAUCAUAAGUUUCAAACAAUCAAUGAAUCGAGCUGUGGGGGACUUUCCGCACUUUCGCCACACUCAAAUGUAUACCACUAUAUGUGUCAGCGUGCGUGUAAGUGUGUGUGCGUGUAUUUGUUAGAGCAGUCGUGUAAAUGGAGCCACAUACAUUUCUUUACGAUGUUCCCCCGUUGGUCAUUGAACAAUUCUGCCAAAUAAUGGACAUUGAAUGUUGCCGCUAUGGAUGGCGCGCUCUCGCGGCCCGAAUCUGCCCGAGAUUCUCGGAGGUUCGCGUGUUUGAGCGUAUGGAGGCAGGGGGUCGCAGUCCCACCAAGGAGCUGCUGUGGUCCUGGGCCCAGCAGAACUCGCGAGUGCAGGACCUGCUUGGGGUACUGCAAGACAUGGGCCACCAUCGGGCCUUGCAGAUCUUCCUGGGUCACUUUCAUGCAGUCAGAGGGGAACACCAGCCAUCAGUCACUUUGCAAGACAUCCUUAAAGGAACCAGAGAUUUUCACUCUGAAGCAAAAAUUUCAGGGGGCAGCUUCUCUGACAUCUACCAGGCACAGGUGGAAGGCAAAACAUUUGCAGUAAAGCUUUUCAAACAGGUGAACAAUACAUCCUGGAAGAAGCUCUGGGAUAUUUUCAGGAAACAGAUGGAAGUCCUUCGAUUGUGUCGACAUCCAAACAUUUUAGAAUUGUUGGGUUGUUUUUCUGAUGAGAGUCGCUACUGUCUGGUGUAUCCAUACAUGCACAAAGGUUCACUCUUCCACGCCCUCCAUCAUCAGGAUGGCAGGCCCCCUCUUUCUUGGCAAGAACGUCUCGCCAUCAUAAAGGGGGUCGCAGAGGCCCUGCAUCAUCUCCACAAAUCUCAGGUCAUCUGCGGGAAUCUCUCCAGUUCCAACAUACUCUUGGAUAGCGCCAUGCAACCCAAGCUGUCCGAUUUCGGCUUGGCUGGACUCCGCCCUCAUCCGGUCAGCCGUUGUCAUACCCGCACCCUGUGUACGAGUUCCCUCGCCAACCUGGGUUACCUCCCCGAGGAUUACAUUCGACAUGGCAGAGUCUCCUGCAGCCUGGAUGUUUACAGCUUCGGAAUGGUGGCAAUGGAAACAUUAACAGGACGUGAAGUCAUUAAGGAGGUUCCCAAACGUACACAGCUGAAAUAUUUGCUGGUCUCUGAAGCGGAGGACAGUGGUGUAGACGCUUGUCUGCAGUUUUUGGAUGCGUCAGCUGGACAGUGGCCAACUUCUAUGACGCGUCGUCUUCUGGAUCUUUCCUUGCAGUGCACUGCCAGUCACCACCGCGACCGACCCAGCAUGAACAAAGUUCUCCAUGCAUUAAUUGAGCUGCUUCCCCCAUCAAGUUGCUCUUCUUUGGACCCACCUCACAGCCUGCAGGACGGAGCCCCUAUUCAUGUCGAGCACACACCCAGCUUACCUGUGGAGAACGACGAGCAGCACAGCCUCCGCACCGCCGCAUCGCGGACAGAACCGUGCGAAUGCAGCCAGUCGGAGGUGACAUAUCUAAGUGUCACAGAGGCGGAUCAUGUCGACACAACAACCGGGGAUCCGCACAAAAGCUGGCCGGUGCAGUGCAGCUGCCAAACUGCUACAGGCGAUCUCUGCGAGGACUGCAUGGCCAACAUUUUUACGAACACUUCCACACAGUUCUCAGAGUAAUGGCCUGUUGUUUCCAGCACUGAGACUUGCUGUUGUGGCCACAGAGUAGGUGCUCUUGUGUUAAAGGGGAAUUGCACUAGUUUUUGGAAUCUUGUCUAUCGUUUACAAUUCUUAUGAGGGACAAGAAGACAAACAAUUUUUUGUUUUUUUUUUGCAUUCUGAUUUGUAAUAAUCGGCUCGCUCUUGGUGGCCUGCAAUGCAGUUAAUGGCAACAAUCCAUUCAGCAUCUAAAUCACUUUAAAAAUGCAUUCAGAAACUGUCAAAAUUACUUUAUUUACGUUCCGUAACCUGUUUAAUAACCAAACUGUAGCGACAUUGUUUUUGUAAGAGCGAACACAGGGAACUAUUUUUCUAGCAUAGUAAUACAUCACCUUUCGAAGACCUUGCAACGACCUUACGACGGCAUGCAGCUGAAUGGCUUUUGAGUUUGUAAUGCACAACACUAUGCACACCAAUCUGUACUGACAAACAUGAACAAAUAUUUUUACAGUGUCUGUAAAGAAUUAGCCCACAUUUCAUGCUUUGUUUGUACACAGCUAGCUCGACAGUGUAUGUACUGUGGUUGUACUAACAAGCAUGUAUCAUGAUCAAUAUUAUAGUGACUCACUCAAUGGACAGUUGGGCGUUUGGUCCAGCUGGCGGGGGAAGUUUCCAAUUGAUUUUGGGUAAGCACACCAUUUAUGUCGGCAUAGCAUGGCUCAAAGUUCCACAUUUAUACCUGCAAGUCGCGCCGACCUCACUCUCUCAGCUUCCGUCUGCUCCAACGUUUCACCCUCUGUUCGUGCUUGCUUCUAUCAGCAGCAGUUCAUCCUCCUUAUAUUCAGCUUAAAAAAGAUGAGGUUGUGAAUCCUCAUUUGUUCAAAAGUAGUCGUCUUUGUCGUCUGUUACCAUGUCUGCCAUGAUUAGAACACCCUCACAUUUGUUUCAGGAAGUAGGAACACACGUUUGUUGCCGGAAGUCCGCUGCCAAUUUAAACGGAAAUAUAUGCACUGAGGAAAUACGUUCAGAUAUUGCUUAAAAUUACCAAAAUACGGUAAAAAGUAUUUAUAAAAUUAUGUAUGUAUGUAUACAGCUUUAUAUAUACCAUAUUAUAUAUAUAUAUAUAUAUAUGUAUGUAUAUAAUAUAUAUGUGUAUAAUGUAUAUAGUGUGUGUGUAUAUAUUUUAAUCGAGAAUCGUGUUUAAUCGCAAACCGUCGACUCAAGAAUAUAAUCAAAUCCUGAGUUGUUGUAAGAUUAAUUUCCCUACCUAAUAUAAUGAUUGAUUACAUGUUUUUGUGAUCUCAAAGUGUUAAUAUAUUAGUCACCGAUUGCAUUGCGUAAAAUUACCAUGUUUACUGUUUGUUUGGCUUUAAGGUAAAUAUAAAUGAACGUUGGACAAAAACGUUUGGACUGCAAUAUUGUUUUUAUGUCCUAAAUUCCUAAAAAUCCAAUUUUCAGGUUUACCCUAAAGGCAGCAUGAGCUGUCGCAGGAAACUGGUUGGGAGGCUUUCAAAAUAAAACCCGUGUUGGUGCUAUACACAU
This is a messenger RNA of Nerophis lumbriciformis (worm pipefish), 9801 nucleotides long. It is a transcript of the gene irak3, whose product is annotated as interleukin-1 receptor-associated kinase 3. Gene Ontology annotation, biological process: protein phosphorylation; signal transduction. Gene Ontology annotation, molecular function: protein binding; ATP binding; protein kinase activity. NCBI's taxonomy places the organism in Eukaryota, Metazoa, Chordata, Actinopteri, Syngnathiformes, Syngnathidae. Gene Ontology annotation, cellular component: plasma membrane. The record is from RefSeq and is a predicted model, not a curated record.